ACCUGGGGAGGGUCCCAUGUGGUCAGCAGGGCAUGCAGGGGGCAGUCACACCGCUGUGGCCGCCUGCGUCAUCCCACCGUCUCCCCUCCACGCAACAGGAAGGCACACAGCGAGAGGGGAGGAGGAGGAGGAGGAGGAGGAGGAGGAGGAGGAGGAGGAGGAGGAGGAGGAGGAGGAGGAGGAGGAGGAGGAGGAGGAGGAGGAGGAGGAGGAGGAGGAGGGGGAGGAGGAGGAGCAGGAGGAGGAGGGGGAGGAGGAGGAGGGGGAGGAGGAGGAGGGCGUGCCGUUGCUGCAGUUGACGUGCCGUAGCUGGUGCUGAAGCUCUUUUGCUGCUGCUCA
Messenger RNA from Closterium sp. NIES-67, 339 nucleotides. Lineage: Eukaryota; Viridiplantae; Streptophyta; Zygnematophyceae; Desmidiales; Closteriaceae. The record is from the annotation of a GenBank genome assembly.